AUGGACGAGAGGAAGGCGGAGGAUGCGCUCACCAAGGUGCACCAAAAGUUGGCUGACUUGCUGUUCACGGGAGAGUAUGCCAAAGUUGAUGCGAAGGUUGAUGACGGCGACUUCAAGCACGCAGCGAGCAGCUGUGGAGUCAAGAACUUCCAGGGUCAGCGCACUGGCGUCCGGCCCAUAGCCGAAGGUCUGAUGGCAAGCUUCGAUCGACCGCCCCAGCAGCGAUACACCUUUGCAAGGUGCAGGAGAGCGGCCUCCCCCAUUCCUGUGUUCCAUGGAGGUGCCCGCUUCUUCGAUGUGCUGCGCAAGCAUGUGUGA
Messenger RNA from Symbiodinium natans, 318 nucleotides. Lineage: Eukaryota; Dinophyceae; Suessiales; Symbiodiniaceae. The record is from the annotation of a GenBank genome assembly.